AUGCGGGGCUGCUGGCAGCUGUUGGUGCUGCCCUGGGCGGCGCUGGCCCUGCAGGGACCCUGGGCGGGCAUCGGGACCACCGCGGGGACAGACUCGGAGCGCCGCGACUUCGGAGACGACGUCCUUGACCUGCUGGAAGCCCUCAACAUCAGCCGCUCGGUGCCAGGGGUCAGCAAGAUCAAGGGCCCCGAUCCGGGCAUCCCGGCUUGGAAGUUCCGCCGGCGGGUGCCCGCCCUCACGCUGCCCUGGGACUACUCGGUCUACCUGCUGUCCACGGUGCAAGCUGCCCUCGGCUUCCACUUCGUGGCCCGUCAGAGCCCCGGCUCAGAGGGGACCCUCAUCUCUCUGACCUCCCCGGCGGCCUUCAAGCGAGACGGGCACCCCCUCUUGCAACUGUCAUCCAACACCCAGGAGAACCAGCUCCGUCUGGCCUACCGGGCAGUGCAUAAUAUGGAACCGGCCUCGCUGGUCUUUCCCGGAAGCACCCCUUUCGCCCACGGCCGCUGGGCGCAGCUGGCCCUCAACCUGCAGCCACGGCGCAUCUCCCUCUACGUGGACUGCCAGGAGCCCUUCGUCUUUGAGAACGGCCGCGGGGAGGACCUGCUCAGCCUCCUGCUGCCCCUCGACCUGCAAAUCACCUUUGCCAGUCUAGCUGGAAAUGAAGCCAGCAAGUUCCUGGGCUCCUGGCAGACGGCCGAGAUCUCCCCGCAUGGCUUCUCCCACCGCCCCUGGCACUGUGAGAACCUGCCGGAGUUGGACCUCUUCUCUCUGCCCUACGGUCUCUCUGAGGACCAGUAUCUUGAUCUCCCGGAAGAACCCUCUCUAGAUCUGGAGUCCUUGCCACCUUUUGGACCGUUGGCCCUGGCAGAAACUCACCGCUACCAGCAAGAGCCCAGCCAACCAGAUUUGCCACCCCUGGGACCCUCACGGCCUGGCGUGGCCAGCCUGGAAGACCGGAUCCAGAGCCUGGAGGAGCUGGUGGAGGGGCUGGGAACCAUGCUGGAUAUGGUUAAGGAACAGAAUUCUGACCUGCUGGGCCGGGUGAAGAUUCUUGAACAAUGCGAGUGUCGGCGAGCGACCUGCUUUGCAGAUGGACGGCACUACGAGGAGGGGGCUUCCUGGGACCAAGACCCCUGCACCUCCUGCAUGUGUGUGCAGGGCAAGGCCGAGUGCCAACUGCAGCCCAAUCGGAUGCUCUGCCGGGGAUGCGCCGACGGCAGGAAAGAUGACGAGAGCUGGAAGCCGGAUCCUUGUCGGAGAUGCCGGUGCGAGGAUGGCAGAGUGACUUGUGAAGUGGAGGAUUGUCCCCCCGUGCCUUGCCAGCAUCCUGCCACCCCCGAGGACAGGUGUUGCCCCGAAUGUGGGGGUUGCAAGUACAAGGGACACCUGCUGAAGGACAGAGAUGGCUUCCUGGAGGAUCCGUGCACCCACUGCACCUGUGAGGCAGGCACAGUCCGGUGCCAAGUGACCGAAUGCCCUCAGCUUUUGUGCCAGGACCGCUACACGCCGCCUGGGCAGUGCUGCCCCAACUGCCAUAAAGCUUGUGAGCUGGAUGGCCACCCGGUGGAACCUGGGCAGGAGGCGACCUCGGCCGAUGGAUGCCAGCGCUGCUCCUGUUCUGAUGGAAAACUUCUCUGCUCCCAGAUUCCUUGCCCAGAGCUGGACUGUCCCAAUCCAGAGAAAGUGCCCGGAGAAUGUUGCCCUCGAUGCCAGAGUUGUGUGAAUGGAACCACCAGGCACGAAGACGGGGAAGAGUGGACGCCUCCCACGGACCCCUGCCUCAGAUGUAAGUGCCAGGAGGGCAACGCCAUCUGCCAGCGGAGGCAGUGCGCCAGUCUGUGCCGCCACCCUGCCCGCCCUCGGCCGGGGACCUGCUGCCCCAUCUGUGAUGGCUGCCUUUGGGAAGGACGCGAGUAUCUCAGCGGCCACACCGUGCAGAGCCCAGACCCCUGCAAACGCUGCCGUUGUGUGGCUGGCGAGAUCUCUUGCAGACAGUUGAGCUGCCCACCUGCUCACUGCAGCCAUCCUGGCCAGCGCCCAGGGGAGUGUUGCCCCACUUGUGAUGUCUGUGAAUUUGAAGGACAGUUGUACCAGGACAGAGAGAUGUUCUCACCUGCCGUGGGAGGCCCCUGCUUGCAAUGCCAAUGCUUGGAUGGGCACGUCCGAUGCCAGGAAGAACUCUGCCCCCCAACGCCAUGUGCCCGGCCCCUCCGAGACCCCAAACGUUGCUGUCCAGUGUGCACAGUUUGUGUUUUCGAGGACCUCGAGUUUGAAGAUGGCACCGAGUGGGCACCAGCGAGAGACCCUUGCAGCGUCUGCACCUGCCACCAGGGGAAGACCGCGUGCCAUGCCCUCCAGUGCCCGCCUGUCACCUGCCAGCAUCCAGCCCGGCUUCUCGGUUCCUGCUGCCCCCGAUGCCACGAGUGUCUCUACAACCAGCGCCUCUACAGCCACGGCCAAGAGUUUGCCGAUCCGGACAAUUCCUGUCAGAACUGCCAAUGCAAGGGUGGCACCGUCCACUGCUUGCCCACCGUUUGCCCACCAGUGACUUGCCCCCACCCACAGCAGAGGCCUGGAUCCUGCUGCCCUACCUGCCCUGGCUGCCUUCACGACAACCAGGUGGUGCAAGAUGGGGAGGAAGUCCCCAACCCGCUGGAUCCAUGCCAGUCUUGCAUCUGCACUGGGGGGGAGCUGGUCUGCGCCCCACGGAAGUGCGUGGCUCCCCUCUGCGCCCACCCCUUGCCAGGCUCCUGCUGCCAAAACAACUGCAAUGGCUGCAGCUACACCGGGAAGGAGUAUCCCAACGGAGCAGAGUUCCCGCACCCCACCGACAGCUGCCGGCAGUGUCACUGCAUUAAUGGCCAUGUGCAGUGCCUCUCUCGUCGGUGCCCACCCCUGCUCUGCCCCGAGCCCACCGUGAGACCCCAAGAGUGCUGCCCCCAAUGUCCAGCCCCUCCGGCCGGCUGCCUCUACUUGGGGGUCUCCUACAAGCACCUGGAGCGGUUCUACGACCCCUCAGAGAAGUGCCACACCUGCGUUUGUGCCAACGAUACCAUCACGUGCCAGCGCCAGCCCUGCGCACCGGUCCUGUGCUUGCACCCGCUGCGGCAGGGAUGUUGCCCUUCCUGUGAUGGCUGCCUUUACCAGGGCAAGGAGUUGCCCAACGGGGAGCAGUUUGCGGACCCCCAAGACCCCUGCCGCCUCUGCUCCUGCUGGGAAGGGGGCGUGGUUUGCAAGACCAAGGCCUGCCCUGUGACCGAGUGCCCGUUCCCGGUGCCCGGGCCCUGCUGCAAGAGCUGCGAAGGGUGCGAAUACGUCUCCCAGCGCUACCUGAGCGGGCAGGAGUUCCCGGACCCCCAGGACACCUGUGGUCUCUGCUCCUGCCUGGACGGCUUCGUCACCUGCACGAGGAAGCCCUGUUUCCAGGCGCCCUGCAGCCAUCCUCUCCGGACGCCCGGCCAAUGCUGUCCUACGUGCCAUGACUGCGCCUUUCAUGGGGUCACUGUUGCCAAUAGCCAAGCUGUUCCUGAUCCAGGAGACCCUCUCUGCUCGGAGUGCACCUGUCAGGCGGGCUCAGUUCAUUGCAUGAAGAAACUUUGCACGCCACCCAGCUGUGCCCAUCCAGUGCCCGGCCCGUGCAGCUGCCCCCUGUGCCAGGCCUGCAGGUUCCGGGGCCAGGACUACGAAGAUGGAGAGAGCUUUGCUUCCCCACACCAGCCCUGCGAGGAAUGCCAAUGCCUGCGUGGAACGGUGAAGUGCUCGCCCACUCCGUGCCCUCCCGUGCCCUGCCAGGAACCCGUCACGCCCCCCGGCCAAUGCUGCCCCAAAUGCCUGGGCGCCUGCCGCUACCAGGGGCAGCUCUACAAGAGCGGCGAGGUCUUUACUUCACCCCAGGAUACGUGCCGCAAUUGUACUUGCCAGGCAGGAACGGUGACGUGCCAGCCCAAGCCUUGCCCGCAGCAGUGUGCCCACCCCGUGCCCCCCACCAGGGCUGCCUGCUGCCCCCUCUGCGAUGGCUGCCUUUACGAAGCUCAAGAAUACGCCGACCGAGCAGUCUUCACCCCACCCUCCGACCCCUGCCGCCGCUGCAGCUGCCUCAGGGGCAACGUGCUCUGUGCCCCUGUGGUGUGUCCACCGACCUCGUGCGCCAAACCCAGCCAAAAACCCGGCGAAUGUUGCCUGCGGUGCCAAGUAUGCCAGCACGCAGGUCAGGAGUAUCCUGAAGGCAGCCAGUGGCUUUCAGCGUUGGACCCUUGCCAGGAGUGCUCCUGUGGGCCUGGGGGCGAAGCCACUUGCCAGCCGGUGCCGUGCAAAGCUACACUCUGCUCACACCCGGCUCCGGGCCCCUGCUGCCCCAUGUGCCACGAUUGCAUCUUCGAAGGGGAGCGCUAUGCCCACGGGCAGGAUUUCCAGCUGGAGUCGUGCCUGCAGUGCGUCUGCCAGGACGGGAACGUCCGCUGUGAGAUGAUCUCCUGCCCUCCUGCCACGUGCGCCCGGCCGGUGACGGAGCCCGGAAUUUGCUGCCCCCGUUGCCAAGGUUGUCUGCACGAGGGCCAGGAUCGGGCCGAUGGCAGCAGCUGGUUUUCUCCCUCGGAGCCCUGCCAGGCCUGCCUGUGCGCAGACGGCGUCGUCACUUGCACCCAGAUCAUCUGUGUGAACUCCUGCCCUGCGCAGGUGGAAAUGCCCGGGCAGUGCUGCCCAGUGUGUGCAGAUUGCAGCUACAGGGGCCAUAAUUACGGGCCAGGGGAGAGCUUCCAGCCUGGAGGAGACCCCUGUGAAAUCUGCACCUGUCAGCUAAUGUCCGACGGCCAUCCACACCUCCAGUGCCAUCACAAACAGUGCCCCAGCCUCCUGGAUUGCACCCAGGACCAGAUUCAGGCGCCGGCGCCUGGCGCCUGCUGUCCCACCUGCGCACAAGCCCUCAGCAACUGCACCUCCGACCUGCUGGGCAACGAGGUCCAAGCCACCCAGGAACCCUGCUACACCUGUAUGUGCCAGGAUCUGACCUGGGUCUGCGUCCACCAAGGAUGUCCCUCGCUCAGCUGCCCCAGCGCCCAACGCUUCACCCCGCCGGGUUCCUGCUGCCCAGUCUGUGACGAAUGCGUGAUAGAGGCUGAUGGACGGUUGGUGUCCGACGGGGAGACCUGGAAGGACAGUGCGGACAGCUGCGUAUCCUGUUCCUGCCACCUGGGACACGUGGAGUGCCGCAUCCAGGAGUGUCUGCCCUUGGUGUGCCAGGAUGGCCUGGUGGAGGUACGGGUGCCAGGGCAGUGCUGCGCCGAAUGCCAAGAGCCCGCCCAGAACUGCUCCCACCUGAGCCAGGUGUUCCAGUCCAACCAGCGCUGGCAGGUGGACGAAUGCACCUCCUGUACCUGUGUUUCUGGCCAGGUGCGCUGCCGUCGUGAACGCUGCCCCCCCGCCAGCUGUUUUGCGGACGAGACUCCGGCCCUGAUCCCCGGCGUGUGCUGUCCCCGCUGCAUCCCACAUCCCGCCACCUGCGUGGCCUUCGGUGACCCCCACUACCUGACGUUCGACGGCAAAAUGAUCCACUUCCAAGGGGCCUGCAAGUACAUCUUGUCCCAGGAUUGCCAUGGGGAGGACUUCAGCAUCCAUGUGACCAACGAGGACCGUGGACGUCCGGGCGUGUCCUGGACCAAGGAAGUGACCGUGUUGAUUGGGGACACCACGUUGCAGUUGCUACAGGACGGCGUGGUCAUGGUGGACUCCCAGACGGUGACCCUCCCCUUCCUGAAGGAGCCCCGCCUCUCCAUGGAGCCAAAGGGCAACACUCUGCUGCUAAACACCGACAUCGGCGUCAAGUUGCUCUGGAACGGCCGCUCACACCUGGAAGUCAGCGUGCCCGGAACGUACAAAGGGCGCCUGUGUGGGCUUUGUGGCAACUUCAACGGCUUCCCCCAGGACGAUCUGCGCAUGCGGUCAGGGCACCUGAGCCUGUCGGAGGCAGCCUUUGGGAACAGCUGGAAGGUGGCCGAUGCCAACGCUACAGGGUCCCACCGCUGCGCCGACGCGCUGGAUGCAGAUCCCUGCAAAGAAUCCGGGUACCGUUCCCGCAAAGAGGCCAACGCCCGUUGCAAGGUGCUGAAGUCACCCCCCUUCGCGCGCUGCCAUGCCGCCGUGCCCCCGGAGCCCUUCUUCGCUUCCUGCGUCUACGACCUCUGCGCCUGUGGGGCUGCCGGCCCGGACGACUGUCUCUGCGAGGUCUUGGAGGCCUAUGCCAGCCAGUGCCGCCAUGCUGGCGUGACGCUCCGGUGGCGCUCGCCUACCCUCUGCGCCGUGGGCUGCCCCCAAGAGCGGGGCUAUGUCUUUGAUGAGUGUGGCCCUCCCUGCCCCAAGACCUGCUUCAACCACGCCGUGCCCUUGGGGGUGCUGGAGUCCCACUGCUUUAAGCCCUGUGUGCCAGGCUGCCAAUGUCCGGCGGGCUUGGUGGAGCACCAGGCCCACUGCAUCCUCCCAGAGUCCUGUCCACCCAUCGUCCACGGCACCCUCUGAACUGGAUCACCUCAGGAGAGCUACCUUCCUUGGCCUUCGCUCCCUUCCGGGACAGCUGUGGACCUUUGACAGGGUACCUUCUCCAACUGCCGAAACACAACACACAGGUUCACACACACACAGAGAGAGAGCUGCCUUGGUGGUGCACUCUCCCUUGGGGGAGGGGAGGGUCAACCGAUAUGUUUUGCAAAGGCAGAAGCUGCCCCCGGCCAUGAACUCUUGAGAAAUCUGGGCCCUGGUGCUCAUGAACGAGAAUUUCCACCCAAUGUUCCAGAACUAGCAGAAAGUUUGAAUGAUGAACCACAAUUAACGAGGCAAAACCAAAUCAUUGUGAUUUGUCUUGUUUGGGUUGCGUUAUGGGUCAGAGAUAUACACAGUUCUCCCUCCCUAUCCCUUUUCUUCCUGGGCCUUCAAACUCAAAUCACAAAUCAUACAUGCACAUACAUGCUCACACAUAUCUACACACAGACACACAAACACAGACACACACACACCCUCUGGAAUCUCCUUCCACCUUCCAUGAACAAAGUGGAUGAGAAAUGCCACUAACACUAACCCUAUAUUGUCUCACUGCAAAGUGCUCCUUGGUGUCAACUUGGG
Molecule: messenger RNA, 7110 nt
Organism: Ahaetulla prasina
Lineage: Eukaryota; Metazoa; Chordata; Lepidosauria; Squamata; Colubridae
Gene: KCP
Product: kielin cysteine rich BMP regulator
Exons: 47
Coding region: 1-6510 (2169 amino acids)
Molecular function (GO): protein binding
Source: RefSeq, a predicted model, not a curated record